AUCGUUUGUUUAUAUUGUAAGUUUUAUAUUCCAAACUGGAAUAGACCUCGCGCGGCCGUCUUAAGUUCGUGUUGGGAAUCCAAACCCGCCGUGCCUCGAUGAGAAGGGAUUUCUACAAGCUUCUAGAUCGGAUCCCUCGCUUAGACCUUCCCUACAUCCAUCUCAACACGACGGCUUUCGACCUCCACAUUGGAAUAACCCUCACGAAGGACUCGCAUUUUGGAUUAUAACAUGCUUCUAUCAAAAUUCAACACAUUUGCUCACAUUUCAACCGUGGACAUGCCGGCGAAAAUCCAGCUUCAAGUUAAGGAGAAAGAGCCCUUCGACAAAGUGUAUCAAGUCGGCACAGUGCUUGGAAGCGGUGGUUUCGGGACGGUGUAUGCGGGUUUACGGAUCGCCGAUGGCGCGCCGGUUGCCAUCAAGCAUGUUGCAAAAGAUCGUGUGACCGAAUGGGGAGAACUGCCCAAUGGCGCGCGCGUCCCUAUGGAGAUCGUCCUGUUAAAGAAGGUCGGGACCGGAUUCCGUGGCGUGAUCAAAAUGCUGGACUGGUACGAGCGACCGGACAGCUUCAUAAUCGUCAUGGAAAGACCGGAGGUCGUCAAGGACCUGUUUGAUUUCAUCACGGAGAAGGGCGCGUUACCGGAGGAGCUGGCCAGGAACUUUUUCCGCCAGGUUCUGGAAGCGGUGCGUCACUGCCACAACAGCGGCGUCGUUCACCGCGACAUCAAAGACGAGAACAUUCUCAUCGACCUGCGAACCGGCGAUCUGAAGCUCAUCGACUUCGGAUCAGGAGCAUUGCUGAAAGACACCGUUUACACUGAUUUCGACGGCACUCGUGUUUACAGUCCUCCAGAGUGGAUCAAAUUUCACCGCUACCACGGUCGAUCCGCCACUGUUUGGUCUCUCGGCAUUCUGCUGUACGAUAUGGUCUGCGGGGACAUCCCCUUUGAGCAGGACGAAGAGAUCGUGCGAGGACAGGUGCUGUUCAGGAGGAGAAUCUCCACAGAAUGUCAGCAGCUUAUCAAGUGGUGCCUGGCCCUCCGCCCUGCUGAUCGGCCGUCUUUUGAGGACAUCAUCAACCACGAUUGGAUGCAGAGCACUGCGCCCCCUACGGACAGCACUGAGAUCAGGCUGCACAGCAUCAGCCACGAGCAUCAGCCCGCUGCUUUCCCAGCAGUCACCGUGUGCAAAUGACUCUGUCUGAGCGCGUACAUAGAGACUUUCCAUUACAGCAGCAAACCACCCAGGGGACCUGCGGACUGAGCAAAACGUUUUGUUCCAAGUAUCGCUGCUAGGUGGGAGUUCUAGGCUAGGCCAAAAAAAAAAGGGAGAAGGUCACCUUUUAGUGUGAUCUGUUAUCUCUGCUCGCCUGUGGCUCCGGGUCCCACUAGUCUGGCUCAGAGGAUCCAGAUUGAACGCCCAGUGUAGGGAGGAGCCGGGGAACACCCAAAACAGCGACUGUGAACAGAAGAAGCUGUGAUCUGUCAGGGUUGUUCCGUUAGGACGCAGAUCAGCCGAGCUUAAUAAUUUUAGUGCCUUCUGUGCAAGAUCAAGGGUUUUGUUUGUUCGUUUGAUUUUUGUGGAAAUACUUGAAUUGAGUAAUAGCCACUGUAACACUCUACUCCUUAACCAGAUGUCUUUUUUACCGUCUUGCUUCCACUUUGCCUGCCUCUGGCCGGUGACUGUCGGUCUUACUCUAAUGUGUCAGAGAUAGAGAGAGAGUAACCAAAUGGACCUCAUGAAACCUCUGCAGAAUAUAUCAAGUCUUACCUCACUCUUUCAGACCGCUGUUUGUUUUCCUCUUCCUUAUACUGAGUAACCCUCAACGACUACCACUCACAGAUGCACAAAGCAAUGCAACUACAACUUAAGACUACAUUUUCUGCAUACUAUUUUUGUUGAUAUUGUAAAUAGAUUCCAUGACGAGGCUUACGUGUGAAUGAUAUUUAUUGGAGUGUCUUAAAGAAGAAAACAUGAGAUCGAAGUGGAAAUAUUUAUUUAUUUAUUUAUAAAGAAGCAAUUUUUUCUGCAAAGUUUUUUCUCAUUCCACCACCGAAGGGCCCACAAAUUAUUUAAAUGUGUAUUUUUACCAUAUUUAAAGCCUUUUUCUUGUGAGAACGAUAUGUACAUUUGUAAAUAAUCCUCUAAAGCACUUGUGUUUCUCGAUGCAUGGAGUACUGCUGUUGGUGGGAAACCUACCAGUCUGAAGUCAUGUUUGUCACCUAAUUUAAACUCGUCUGCUGUGCAUAUGUUGGAGGAAAUGACCUCAUGAAUGUUUGAGGAACGAGUGAUGUUUAUUAUUUUUCACCUUCAGUAGGCAUGAUUGCAACUCUGAUUUUGUUUUUGGGUUUAGCCAUGUAAAUUAUGUUUAGAAAGCUAUUUUUUUACACAAUUGUCAAUAAAUAUUUUUUUAACAUUCA
This is a messenger RNA of Danio rerio (zebrafish), 2420 nucleotides long. It is a transcript of the gene pim1, whose product is annotated as Pim-1 proto-oncogene, serine/threonine kinase. Gene Ontology annotation, cellular component: cytoplasm. NCBI's taxonomy places the organism in Eukaryota, Metazoa, Chordata, Actinopteri, Cypriniformes, Danionidae. Gene Ontology annotation, biological process: negative regulation of apoptotic process. Gene Ontology annotation, molecular function: kinase activity; nucleotide binding; protein kinase activity. The record is from RefSeq and is marked provisional.